Molecule: messenger RNA, 2095 nt
Organism: Dioscorea cayenensis subsp. rotundata (Guinea yam)
Lineage: Eukaryota; Viridiplantae; Streptophyta; Magnoliopsida; Dioscoreales; Dioscoreaceae
Product: 3beta-hydroxysteroid-dehydrogenase/decarboxylase
Exons: 12
Coding region: 116-1801 (561 amino acids)
Biological process (GO): steroid biosynthetic process
Molecular function (GO): 3-beta-hydroxy-Delta5-steroid dehydrogenase (NAD+) activity
Source: RefSeq, a predicted model, not a curated record
UCUCAAAACUCUGAUCCCGAGGCAACCUUGCGGCUGAUAGGAUGGUUAUCCCCUUCGUCUUCCAUCGUGGUCUCAACUAAGGUUCCCGGCUGCGACGAGCUCCGGCGUAGCAGCAAUGGCAGCGGAAGCAGGCGGUGGAGAAACUGAGCGGUGGUGCGUAGUCACUGGAGGAAGAGGCUUCGCGGCGCGGCACUUAGUGGAGAUGCUUCUGCGAUCCCAGCAAUGGCGGGUUAAGAUCAUGGAUCUCGGGCCAUCCAUCAAGCUCGAACCCCAAGAGGAGGAAGGGACCAUUGGCCAGUCCCUUGCCUCCGGUGAUGCCGUCUAUGUGUCCGCCGAUCUUCGCAAUAAAGCCCAACUCAUCAAAGCAUUUGAAGGGGCAGAGGCCAUUUUCCACAUGGCUGCUCCGGAUUCAUCGAUCAACAACUAUCAGCUUCAUUAUUCAGUAAACGUGGAAGGAAUGAAGAAUGUUAUUGAUGCUUGCAUUGAGUGCGAUGUUAAGAGACUAAUCUGUACUAGCUCGCCUAGUGUUGUCUUUGAUGGUGUUCAUGGACUUUUUAAUGUUGACGAGUCCAUGCCAUACCCAGAAAAGUUCAAUGAUGCCUAUUCUGAGACAAAAUCUGAAGGUGAAAAACUGGCACUCAAGGCUAAUGGUAAAAAUGGACUUUUAACAUGCUGUAUACGUCCUAGUAGCAUCUUUGGUCCUGGUGAUAGGCUGUUGGUGCCCUCUCUAAUUGCAGCUGCAAAGGCUGGGAAGUCUAAGUUCAUCAUUGGUGAUGGUAAUAAUGAGUAUGAUUUCACGUAUGUUGAGAAUGUGGCAUAUGCCCAUGUAUGUGCCGAACGGACUCUAGCCUCCGGAGGUUUAAGUGCAGAAAAAGCAGCUGGCCAGGCCUACUUUAUAACAAACAUGGAGCCUAUAAAAUUUUGGGAGUUCAUGUCCCGGAUUCUUGAAGGUCUUGGAUACGAGAGGCCAAGAAUGAAAAUUCCUGCCUCUGUUAUUAUGCCAAUCGCCCAUUUGGUUGAGAGGACCUACAAGAUGCUUGCUCAGUACGGAAUGCGGGUCCCUCAGUUGACACCUUCUCGAGUCAGACUUCUCUCAUGUAACAGGACAUUUAACUGUUCAAAAGCUAAAUCACUGCUGGGCUACGAACCUGUUGUCUCACUCGAGAACGGGCUGAAGAGGACAGUUGAGUCAUAUCCUCAGUUGAGAGCUGAGGAGAAAACCCGAAUGAUAUCUAAAGCUUCUGCUUACCUUGGAAAUGGAAACAUUGCCAAUGCACUUCUGUGGAAAGACAAGAAACAAACACUUACGAUUUUGCUGCUCUUGGCGACUAUAUAUUACUACUUUUUCACAUCUGGUUUUACCUUCAUCAAAGCCACUGCAAAGCUUCUCUCUGUGGUUGCGCUAUUCUUGUUCAUCCAUGGAAUGCUUCCUGAAAAGAUAUUUAGUUACAAAAUUGAGAAAAUUUCACCUACUUAUUUUCACCUAUCGGAAGAGAAAUCACAGUGCCUUGCUUAUUCUGUCACUUCUUCGUGGAAUUCUGCCAUUGGCAUAGUAAGAUCUCUUUGCAGGGGAAAGGACUGGCCCUUAUUUCUGAAGGUGUUUUUCAUGCUAUUAGCCCUCAGCUUCUUUGCAUCGAUGUCAUUUCAGAGCAUUUUCAAACUAGCCAUUCCAUUUUUGUUCAUUGUGUUCAUUGUAUACGAGAAAUGGGAGGAUGAAAUCGAUGGUGUUGUUCAUAACAUUUGGUCACGCACUAUGAAAUUGAAGGCCAAUGUCACGAAGAAACCUAUAAAGCAACACUGAUCCUCGUAAAAAUUAGGUGAUUUCAGGGUUUUAAUGUAGCAAAAUGUAUGAGAUUUUCGGUGCAUCAGAAAGCACUCUGCCAUUCGCUUGCAGUCUGUAAGUCUGAUGCGACGUUUUGAAACCGUGUUGUGUUGUGUUCUCUUAGUUUGCUGCACCAGCAUUGUGUUUUUAAGAACCGAUAUUGUCACCCUGGUAUUUUAUUAUUCACUUCUGAGUCUCAUCUUGCAGGUUUAUAAUGUGCUAGAUUUUGAUGAAUUAAACUGUUUGUGGUUUAAUGUUUAUCAGUUUAUGUUA